AUGGAGCGUAGCCAUAGCCCAAAGAGGCGCAAACUGGCUGGCGACUUUCACCUUUCUGAAGCGGCCGACGAAGAUCUAGGACCCUCUUUCAAACCACAACAUCCCUCAAAGUCCCGUUUCUCCCGGCCGUCAGACCGGAGUCACAGUCGAGCGCCGAAACCCAAGUCUCAACCCCAUCAAGAAGAAUUCGAGGGCCCCGAGCCAUUUUUCAACGAUGAAGAUACCAACGCGUUGGACCGAGAUUGGUACGAAGGCGACGAAUUUGGCCAUGCCUUUGGCGACGAAACCCAUAAUCCCUUUGGCGGUACGGACGUAUCGUGGGCCGAUAGGCAACGCGAGCAAGCCCUGGCCGAUAAGAAACUUGGAAAACGGAUCACUGCGAAAGCGGCGCAAAAGCAGAAAGAGGUAGAUGCAUGGGAGGCGAAUCGUAUGGUCACGUCGGGCGUCGCGCAGAGACGAGAUCAAGGUCAGGACUUUGACGACGACGAGUCAGUCCGAGUCCAUUUGUUGGUGCACGAUUUGAAGCCACCGUUUCUGGACGGGAAAACCAUCUUCACAAAACAGCUGGAACCAGUCCCGGCGGUUCGCGAUGCCCAGAGUGAUAUGGCGGUCUUUGCCCGAAAAGGCAGCAAAGUCGUCAGGGAGCGGAGACAGCAAAAGGAACGCCAGAAGCAAGCACAAGAUGCCACCAAUGUCGCCGGCACGACCUUGGGAAAUAUCAUGGGGGUAAAAGAGGACGAAGGCGACAGUGCCGCAGCUGUGCCUGGGGAAGACACUGGCAAAAGCAAAUUCGCAAGUCAUCUCAAAAAGAGCGCAGGUACUUCAGCAUUUAGCAGAAGCAAGACUCUGAAGGAGCAAAGAGAAUAUCUGCCUGCUUUUGCCGUGAGAGAGGAGCUCAUGCGUGUGAUACGGGACAACCAGGUCAUUAUUGUGGUUGGGCAGACUGGCUCUGGCAAAACCACACAGUUGACACAGUUCCUCUAUGAGGAAGGCUACGGUAAACUAGGCUUGAUCGGCUGUACUCAACCUCGAAGAGUCGCGGCCAUGAGUGUGGCAAAGCGUGUCAGUGAAGAGAUGGAGGUCGAACUAGGCGGUUUGGUCGGCUACGCCAUUCGUUUUGAGGACUGUACCAGCGACGAGACGGUGAUCAAAUAUAUGACCGAUGGAGUAUUACUCCGAGAAUCAUUGACGCAAAGAGAUCUGGACAAAUAUUCAUGCAUCAUCAUGGAUGAGGCACAUGAGCGGGCGCUAAAUACAGAUGUCCUGAUGGGUUUGAUCAAAAAGGUACUCGCUCGACGCAGAGACCUCAAGCUAAUUGUCACUUCUGCCACCAUGAAUUCGGAACGUUUUUCACGCUUCUAUGGAGGGGCGCCCGAGUUCAUCAUUCCUGGCCGUACAUUUCCUGUUGAUAUCCAAUUCUCGCGUUCGCCGUGUGAAGACUACGUCGACAGCGCAGUCAAGCAAGUGUUGGCAAUUCAUGUCUCCCAGGGCCCUGGUGACAUUCUCGUCUUUAUGACCGGUCAAGAGGACAUUGAGGUGACUUGCGAGUUGAUAGAGGAGCGACUACGGCUGCUGGUGGAUCCCCCGAAGCUGUUGGUACUUCCCAUAUAUUCUCAAAUGCCCGCAGAUCUCCAGGCCAAGAUUUUUGAUCCUGCGCCUCCUGGGGUCCGUAAGGUUGUCGUUGCCACCAACAUUGCCGAAACUUCGCUGACAGUGGACGGAAUCAUGUACGUCGUGGAUGCCGGAUACUCGAAGUUGAAAGUCUACAACCCACGAAUGGGUAUGGACACGCUACAGAUCACGCCCAUCUCGCAAGCCAAUGCCUCUCAAAGAGCCGGGAGAGCGGGCCGCACAGGUCCAGGCAAGGCUUUUCAUCUUUUUACAGAAAGUGCUUUUAAAAAUGAGCUCUACAUCCAGACCAUUCCUGAAAUUCAACGCACCAACCUGGCGAACACGGUCCUCCUGCUCAAGUCACUCGGAGUCAAGGACCUGCUAGAGUUUGACUUUAUGGACCCGCCACCCCAAGAUACGAUCACCACCUCUCUUUUCGAUCUCUGGGCUUUGGGCGCUCUGGACCAUGUCGGCGAUCUGACAUCAAUUGGUCGAACCAUGACGGCGUUUCCUAUGGAUCCUUCUCUCGCCAAGAUGUUGAUUACAUCCUCCACGGAGUAUAGCUGCAGCGAGGAAAUGCUGACCAUCGUGAGCAUGCUUUCGGUGCCUUCCGUCUUCUACAGACCAAAGGAGAGGCAGGAGGAAGCCGACGCAGCACGAGAGAAAUUCUUCGUCCACGAGUCUGAUCAUCUGACAUUACUUCACGUAUAUACACAAUGGAGGAGCAACGGGUACAGCGAUGCAUGGUGUAUUCGACAUUUUCUUCACCCGAAAGCACUGCGACGGGCAAAAGAAAUACGAGAACAAUUGCACGAUAUCAUGGUCGGCCAGCAAAAGAUGGAAUUAGUCUCAUGUGGAACUGAUUGGGACGUGAUUCGAAAAUGCAUCUGCUCCGGUUACUAUCAUCAAGCCGCUCGUCGACGCGGCGUUGGAGAGUAUAUCAACCUACGAACCAGUGUGACCGUCCAGCUUCAUCCCACGUCCGCUCUCUACGGGCUGGGAGAUCCGCCUGACUAUGUUGUCUAUCACGAAUUGAUCCUGACAAGCAAGGAAUACAUGAGUUGUGUGACAGCAGUUGACCCUCACUGGCUUGCGGACCUUGGAGGUGUGUUUUACAGCCUGAAGUCAAAGGAAUACAGCGGAAGAGAAAAGCGGAUCAUCGAGAGCGAAUUCAAUCGCAAAAUGGAGAUCGAGAAGCAGAUGGCAGAGGAUCGUGCUAGGGAGGAAAAACGUCGCCAAGAAGAGGAGGAGAAAGAGAGGCUGCUGGCAGGGAGAACCAAGAGCAGUGGCGUCGUGGUGAAGAAGAUGGGCAGUCAUGGCGUGGUCAAGAAACCAGUAGUCCCUAGGCGUCGCAUGGGGUUUUGA
Molecule: messenger RNA, 2976 nt
Organism: Exophiala dermatitidis NIH/UT8656
Lineage: Eukaryota; Fungi; Ascomycota; Eurotiomycetes; Chaetothyriales; Herpotrichiellaceae
Product: adenosinetriphosphatase
Exons: 2
Coding region: 1-2976 (991 amino acids)
Biological process (GO): mRNA splicing, via spliceosome
Cellular component (GO): spliceosomal complex; intracellular anatomical structure
Molecular function (GO): RNA binding; ATP binding
Source: RefSeq, a predicted model, not a curated record